Nematostella vectensis (starlet sea anemone) is the source of this 2332-nucleotide messenger RNA. RefSeq names its product molybdenum cofactor biosynthesis protein 1. The transcript has 12 exons. The record is from RefSeq and is a predicted model, not a curated record. Gene Ontology annotation, molecular function: 4 iron, 4 sulfur cluster binding; GTP 3',8'-cyclase activity; cyclic pyranopterin monophosphate synthase activity. NCBI's taxonomy places the organism in Eukaryota, Metazoa, Cnidaria, Anthozoa, Actiniaria, Edwardsiidae. Bases 176 to 2083 code for a protein of 635 amino acids. Gene Ontology annotation, biological process: Mo-molybdopterin cofactor biosynthetic process.
UUAGCACACAUUGGGAUUCACGUAAAAUAGUCACUUGACACGGAGCGGACUGCGAAACUUGUUUUGUUGUAAUCUAACGUGAUUCACGCUCAGAGAUACGCCUCUGCAGUAUUAAUGUCAACGUGAAAUACUUAGUGAUGCAAAUUGGUUAACAAGAGUCGCUUUACUUUGUGCAAUGGCGUCGAGAUGGCUUCGUUUUGCGAGACCUGCAAAUGAUGUUAGCUCGGGAGUUCGUGGCCAGCGACCCUUGUUUUUUUGUAGUAGCCACUCUAUUGGUGUCCGGAAGCAACAUACGAAACCUUUCCCAGAGUCGAUUGUACCAAGUAAUGUUCCCAAUGAUAGGCAAAGGAAAGCACUGUUUGGAGACAGGGAAAUCAGACCUUUCAGUGAGUUUUUAACAGACACAUUUGGGAGACAACACAAUUAUCUCAGAAUAUCUCUGACUGAGCGCUGUAAUCUCAGAUGCCAGUACUGUAUGCCAGAGGAUGGUAUCAAGCUUACACCCAGUAAUGAGGUGCUUUCCUCAGAGGAGAUUAUUCUUAUUGCAAGAAUGUUUGUCAAACAAGGUGUGACCAAGAUCCGUCUGACAGGUGGUGAGCCUCUGGUCCGGAAGGACAUCAUAGAGCUUUGUGAGGAACUUGGGAGUAUAGAAGGGCUUCAGGAUCUUGGAAUGACCACCAAUGGCAUAACGCUAGCAAGGAAACUUCCACAUCUACAACGAGCUGGCCUCAAUCUACUUAAUAUCAGUCUAGAUACGUUAGUGCCGCAAAAGUUUGAGUUUAUAACUCGGAGAAAAGGUUGGCAUAAGGUUAUGGAUGCUAUAGACACUGCAUUGGACUUAGGAUAUGACCCUGUUAAGGUUAACUGUGUUGUCAUGAAAGGACUAAAUGAAGAUGAGAUCUGUGAUUUUGUCAGUUUGACCAAGAAUAAAGCCAUUAAUGUGAGACUGAUUGAGUACAUGCCAUUUGAUGGUAAUAAGUGGAAUUACAGCAAAUUUGUAUCAUAUAAAGAAAUGCUGAAAUUAAUCUGGGAGAGAUGGCCUGAUUUCAGUAGAUUGGACGACCAUCCUAAUGACACCUCUAAGGGCUUUCAAGUUCCUGGCUUUAAAGGCAGUGUAGGUUUUAUCACUUCCAUGAGUGAGCAGUUCUGUGGUAGCUGUAACCGGUUAAGGAUCACUGCAGAUGGAAACCUCAAGGUUUGUUUAUUCGGGAACUCUGAGGUGUCUUUGCGGGAUGCGUUGAGGUCUGGGGCGAGUACAGAUGAGAUGCUGGAGCUGAUUGGGGCUGCUGUGGGGCGAAAGAAGAAGCAACAUGCGGGAAUGUUUAAUAUUGUGAAGCAAAAGAAUCGUCCAAUGAUCCUGAUUGCUUGGAUGAGGAAUAGAAUUUCAACACACGUCGACAACACUCCCGUGGCAUUUCUACGAGCUUGUCGGUAUUCAACGCGUUCCACUUCCAAUGACGGAUCGAACAACCAAUCACAACCAAUGAAUUUAUACAAGAGCCAAUCAGAUAUGUCUUGUACUACAUCACAACCAACUAACCAGGACAGUGACCAAUCAGAGACCAUAGGUCAGGACAAUAACCAAUCAGGAUCUCUGAAGCUAACGCACGUGGACAGCACGGGCAUGGCUAAAAUGGUGGAGGUCAAGGACAAAAUGGAGACAACGCGCAUCGCUGUUGCGACGGGCAAAGUGCUUUUGCCCACUGUGGCCUUUCGACUAGUAAAAGAGAACAAGAUCAAGAAAGGUGAUGUACUAACCACGGCUCAUUUAGCGGGUAUUAUGGCAGCAAAGCACACCUCAACUUUGAUUCCUCUUUGCCAUAAUAUACCGCUGACUCGCAUCGAGCUGUCUCUCAGGCUCGAAGAGGAAGAUCAGGCUGUGGAAAUUCGCAGCACUGUUACGACUGUCGGUCGCACAGGCGUGGAAAUGGAAGCACUUACGGCAGUAUCUGUUGCCGCCCUUACUGUCUACGACAUGUGCAAGGCCGUGUCACAUGAUAUACGGAUUAGUGACGUCAUGCUAUUGAGGAAGACUGGCGGCAAGAGGGACUUCACAAGGAGCGGAGAGGACGAUGGGAAGUGACGCAUCGUGAAAACCACCUAAAGAUUUGAACCAUAACAUUACCUAACAUUACCACCUAAAAAUUUGAACCAUGGAACUAUAGUAAUAACCGAAAAUCAGCUGUAUAUAUACUGGUAGUUUUUAUAUAUUCUCAUAAUUUCGCACAAGCAAAAUCAAACAAAAUAAAUGGUAUAAUUUUUAUUCAUUUUCGACUCACUGACUUUUCUGAUCGAUUGUACAAAAAAGUUAAUAGAUAUUGAAUUCUAAUAA